AUGCAUCACGAGAUUGUCGCUCUCGAGGAGCAUCAGCAGCCCCUCCCACUUGACGGCUUCAGCUUCCCCGCCACCAUUACGCACAACCUGACAGCCUACGCGACGACGUCGACGCGCGAAGAGCUCCACUCGCGCAUCCGCAAUGCCACGAUAGUCAUCACAACCACUAUCAAGCUCGAUGCCGAAACAUUGCGCCCCAGUGUUACUCCAAACCUCCGCUACAUUGCCAUUUCUGCGACGGGAACAGACCCUGUGGACCUCGACGCCUGCCGGGCCCGCAAUAUUCGUGUUACAAACUGCCCUGGGGCCAAUAUCGACGCUGUUUCGGAACAUGCCAUAGGCCUGUACUUCGCCGCCAGACGACGAACCGUGUUCCUAGACCGCGUUACUCGUGCACAGCCUAGCGAAUGGAAGACCAAGGGUAGUGUCAAUCAGCACAUGCGCCUGCCGGAUGGCAUGCCUCCGAUGACCUGCAAAGAUGAGGUUAUGGGUGUUAUCGGCUAUGGGGGCAUAGGGAAGCGAGUGGCUGCGCUCGGGCAAGCAUUGGGCAUGCGCGUGCUUAUCGCCAGUCGCAAGACACCGGCGACGCCUCCCCUUGACGGCGGACUACCACUGCCAGCCCCGGAUGCUUCAGACGACCGCAUACCCUUUGACCAUGUGCUCCGUAACUCCACCGUCCUUGUCCUAUCUCUGCCGCGAAACCCCGAGACGCUCAACCUCAUCUCCACCGCAGAGCUCGAGAAGAUGCAUCCAUACACCGUCUUGAUCAAUAUCGCGAGAGGCGGCAUAGUGCACGAGGCAGCCGUCGUGCAAGCCUUGAAGGAACGGCGCAUAGCGGGUUAUGCUACCGACGUGUAUCAGGUGGAACCUGUUGGUGGACCUGAGGAUUCUCCGCUGCUGGAGGAAGACAUAAAAGAUCUCAACGUCACCUUGAGUCCUCACUUGGCGUGGUUCUCGACAAGGUCAAUCAAGAACCUUGGUGAAAUUCUGAAAGAGACCAUCGAGGGAUAUGUGAGCGGUAACGACAUCAACGUCAUUCUCUGA
Alternaria burnsii is the source of this 1044-nucleotide messenger RNA. Its product is annotated as glycerate dehydrogenase. Lineage: Eukaryota; Fungi; Ascomycota; Dothideomycetes; Pleosporales; Pleosporaceae. The transcript has 2 exons. Gene Ontology annotation, molecular function: oxidoreductase activity, acting on the CH-OH group of donors, NAD or NADP as acceptor; NAD binding. Bases 1 to 1044 code for a protein of 347 amino acids. The record is from RefSeq and is a predicted model, not a curated record.